AUGCCUGUCGACAGCUCCUGGCGCUUGGUGGACGGCGAGCACGACAGCUUCGACACCACAAUCCUACCCUCUGUGGACGGCCAAGGCGACCAUGUCCCGGCUCCUCUUUCCAGCGGCCAGCCCUCUUCCGGUCUCCCUUCCCAGCUUUCUUCCCAGGGGAACAACCCGAGCCUGGGCUCCGCCUCGGCGUCUCAGGACAGCAUCCGCGAUUUCGUCAAGCACCAGGACGACGAGCAGGUCAUUCUUCGCGAGCCGUUUCGGCCCAGCGUCAUCUCGGCCUCGAGCUCCAGCAGAGCCCUCCGGGGCUAUCCUCGCACCCCCGACCCUCAGUUCAAGAUGCCCCUGGUCGACCUGGGGGGCUCGGGCCGCAGCGCCCGGACAGUCCGGCCGUUUGCGACGGGGGCCGGCUACCAGGACGGAAGCCAAGGACAUGCCAGCCGGCGCCACGACGCGGCGUCGACGGGCAGCCCGCUGGUCAAGAGGGGAGCGCGUCGCCAAGACGACUCCUCCUCCUCCUCCUCCUCCUCCUCCUCGGGCGAGCAUCACCGCCAGCAACCCGCGUCGCUGGCGAGCGAGGUCUGCGGCGCGCUGGCCGCCAUGGGCCGCAGCGUCGCUUCCUUGCUGCCGUCUGCCCUGCGCAACGCGCUGCUGUGGGCCGGCGACGUCGUCGUCAUCGCGCUCAGCUUCGCCAGGUACCCCCUCGGACUGCUCCUCGCCGCGUACCUCGUCUUUGGCGGCGCCAUGGUGGUCCAGAACAUGGCCACGCGAUCCGUCUACUCGGCCAUGUCGCCCCUCUGCCGCCUCCCCGGCACCUCCUUCCUCCACCUGCCUUUCUGCCCGCCCGGGGGCCGCGACGCCGGCCUCGGGCGGCUCAACGCGACGGCCGCCGGCCUCGGAGCCGUCGAGUUCGACCGCCUGAUGGGCGCGCAGUCCCGGUUCGAGCAGGUGCUCGAGCGCAGCGCCGACGGCGUCUCGCUGCCGUUCCAGAUGAAGCGCUCCGAGGCGGCCGUGCGAGACCUGCGGACCCUCGUCCGCCACAGCGACAUCCAGGCGCGGCACGAGCUGGUCCUCGAGCUGGACGGCUACAUCGACACGGCCAGGCAGGCGGCGUCGGGCCUGCAGCGGUUCAACGCCCACGUGGGCUCCGCCGUCGACGCCGUCAUCAGCAUCAACCGCUGGACGUCGCGCUACAUCGACUCGCUGUCGGCGGACGACGACGACGACGACGCCGUGCGGCGAAACCCCUCCUCCUCCUCCUCCCCCUCCUCCGCGCUGGCCGAGUGGGCGCAGUGGAUCCUGUCGCCCUUCCAGCCCGCCGACGACCCGCCGCCCUUCUUCAGCGAGCGCGUCCUCCUCGACAAGUACGUCGAGCACACGGGCCUCGUGUCCGAGCGCAUCGCCGCCCUCAUCCUCGAGGCCCAGGCCGUGCUGCGGCUCCUCACCCGGGCCGAGGACCACCUCGGCCUCCUCUACGACAUCACCUCGCGCUCCUCGACCGCCGUCUCCUCCCGCCGCCAGGAGAUGCUGCGCACCCUGUGGACCCGCCUCGGCGGCAACGCGGGCCGCCUGCACAGCCUCGCCCGGCAGCUCUCGCUCCUGCGCGAGGUCGACGCCCAGCGCUCCACCGCCGUCCGCCAGGUCAGCGCGCUCCUCCUCGAGCUCGAGUCCAUCCAGGCCAACCUGGGCGACCUGCGCGACCGCGUCGCCGAGCCGCGCCUCGUGGCCGCCUCCUCCUCCUCCUCCUCCUCCGCCGCCGCCGCCGCCCGCAUCCCGCUGAGCGUCCACAUCGAGACCAUCGACCGCGGGGUCGACAGGCUGCAGGCGGCGAGGGCGCGCAUCCGGGCCGCCGAAGACGAUCGCGUGCGGGACUUCCUCGCCAAGGCGGGGCUGCACCAGCGCCAGGACCACCUGAUCGACGUCGCUCGCGGAACCGUCUUGUCGUCGCCGGAGGGAGCCUCGUGUACAACCAAUCUCGAUUCCUCCCAUCUGAGUAUUGGCACAAAGGGAAUAAAGGGUCAGGGUGCUAUCGGCCUCGACGUCAAAGAUUCUACGGUGCCCGCAUACACGCGCGCAGUGGCUUUCCUCUGGCUGCUUUCACGGCAUCAGAACCCCACGUGGAUGAAACGAAACAUGACCGCGCGGAAGCAAAAGCCCAAGCAAGGCUCGUCGGGCAACGAGCCAGCCCGCAAUGCAUUGUCCGUUCCCAAAACACACGGCAAAUGA
This is a messenger RNA of Ustilaginoidea virens, 2223 nucleotides long. RefSeq lists its product as uncharacterized. NCBI's taxonomy places the organism in Eukaryota, Fungi, Ascomycota, Sordariomycetes, Hypocreales, Clavicipitaceae. The transcript is spliced from 4 exons. Bases 1 to 2223 code for a protein of 740 amino acids. The record is from RefSeq and is a predicted model, not a curated record.